Messenger RNA from Pseudogymnoascus destructans, 1167 nucleotides. RefSeq lists its product as uncharacterized. Lineage: Eukaryota; Fungi; Ascomycota; Leotiomycetes; Thelebolales; Thelebolaceae. Gene Ontology annotation, molecular function: transmembrane transporter activity. The record is from RefSeq and is a predicted model, not a curated record. Gene Ontology annotation, biological process: transmembrane transport. The transcript has a single exon. Bases 1 to 1167 code for a protein of 388 amino acids.
AUGAAGAAGCUAGAAGCGAGUGAGAGAGAUGCCGGGACUUCAGACGAUGGAAGAGUCCAGGGCAAGCAUCAGACUUCUGAGUCACAGCCUGGAGUAGAACACCAUGACUCCUCCAUUGAGAAGCCGCCAAUUCGCGAUGCGUCACCGCGCUCAAUAUCACCGCCGAGCCUCAACGAACAGAUAGCAGAUGUCCCCUACCACAAGAAAUAUGACGGCAGCGACCCCAGCACGUCAACUACCACCCACACCGGUCUCAAUGGCGAAUCACCCAUCACCCAUCACUAUCUCACCUUCGCAACCCCCCUCCCAUCCACCUCCAGUUCCCCAUCAUCCGUCUCUUCCCCCCCACCCCAAUGCCCAGACCUAAGUCCCUUCACCGACCCCCUCCUCUGGCCCCCCCUCCGCAAACGCUUUGCCGUCUACCUCGGCUCUGCCGCCACCUUCGUCGCCGCCUACAAUGCCGGCUCGUACGCUCCCCCCGCCGCCGGCAUGAUUCGCGAGUUUGCCGCCUCCGAGAUCGCCGUCCUCACUGGCAUAACAUUCUUCUGCGUUGGCUUCGCCAUCACCCCCAUGGUCCUAGCCCCCCUCUCCGAGAUCCAGGGCCGCUACCCCGUUUUCGUCGUCGCUGGGAUCGUGUUCGAAGCUUUCCAAAUUGCGUGCGCGCUGGCGCCCAGUCUCGCGGGGAUGAUUGUUAUGCGUUUUCUUGUCGGCUGCGGCUCAUCUGUCUUCUCGUCCAUGAUCGGUGGCGUUAUCAGCGACCUGUACAGCUCCAAUGAGCGCAACACCCCUAUGGCGUUGUUCGCCGGCGCUGCGAUAUUCGGAACCGGAAUGGGGCCGCUUAUUGCAAGUGCGAUUGCACAGCACCUGCCCUGGCGGUGGGUGUUCUGGGUACAAUCUAUCAUGUGUGGCGUUGUGGUGUUGGCCGUUAUUUUGUUUCUGAACGAGUCGCGAGGGAGCGUGCUGUUGAGUAAGAAGGCGGCGGCGCUGAAUAAGUGGUAUGAGGCGAGAGAGGCAGCCGGUUAUGUGGGGUUUGAUAUGCCUGAUGAGAGUGGUAAUCGCGAGGUCCCCCAGCGUAUCAGAUGGCGUGUUAAGGCGGAUGAAGAGCGCGAAUCGCUCAUGAAGAUGAUCAAGAUCUCCGUUUGGCGACCCAUUCGUAUGUCAUCCUGA